Messenger RNA from Alexandromys fortis (reed vole), 2811 nucleotides. It is a transcript of the gene Mlip, whose product is annotated as muscular LMNA interacting protein. Bases 1 to 2556 code for a protein of 851 amino acids. The record is from RefSeq and is a predicted model, not a curated record. NCBI's taxonomy places the organism in Eukaryota, Metazoa, Chordata, Mammalia, Rodentia, Cricetidae. The transcript has 12 exons.
AUGACCUCCUGUAUCUUAGCGGGGAACAUUGAGACCACACCCAAGGUCUCUCCUGGAGAUUCUGAAGCCAAACCUCUGAUCUUCACAUUUGUCCCCACUGUCAGAAGACUGCCAACCCACAUUCAGGUGGCUGACACUUCCAAAUUCCUUGUUAAAAUUCCUGAGGAAUCACGUGAUAAGAGUCCAGAAAGUGUAAAUAGGUUUGAGUACAGUGAUCAUAUGACCUUCAGCUGUGAGAGCAAGCAGGAGAGAGACCAGAGGCUACUGGCUUCUGCCUCAGAGGAAAGUGGAAGGAAUUCACAAGGAAAGAAACUGGAUACGAACGACCCACUAGGAAUGCAGAAAGGUGACCUCUUCAAAGCAGAAUAUGUUUUUAUUGUGGAUUCUGAUGGGGAAGAUGAAGCUACAAGCAGACAAAGUGAACAAGGCCCCCCAGGGGGAGUAGGCAACAUAGCUACCCGGCCCAAGUCCUUGGCUAUUUCUUCUAGUCUGGCCUCUGAUGUGGUACGUCCCAAAGUACGCGAGGCUGAUCUCAAGACCUCAUCACAUCCUGAAAUUCCUUAUGCAAUGGCCCCUCAGCAAAAGCAUGGACAGAAAACGCCACCUGUCCCAGCUAACGUCAGCGGAGCCUGUGUGCUAGAGGAGUUUCACACUCGCAGGCUGGAUGUCACAGGGGCCUCGGUUGAAGAAACAGCUACGUAUUUUCACACUACUGCUCGCGAUUCCCCCCUUUCUGCAUGGAGGGAUGCUUCGUCGCUAGUAUUUUCCCCUUCCACUCAACUGCCAGGUUCUAGUUCAUGUGGCUCAAAUGUUGCUGAUCACACACGUGGGCUGGCAUCUGAAGCACAGAAGAAAGCAUCGACGUCGCAUGUCCUUAGUCCCAGGGAAGAUCUGAGAACCUCUCCUUCGUCUGCCUCGGGUGCUUCUCUGAAGUCCCCUUCAGCUUCCUACCUACCUGUCCGCAUUGUCAUGCAUUCACUCUCUCCAAGUCCCAAACCACUUACCUCAUCUCCCCAUGGCUCUUUAUCCACUGUCUCUAGCCGAAUGUCAUCCACUGGAAACCUUUCAAAGUCAGGGCUGAAGUCCUCAGUACCUUCUCGGCUCUCUCUCCUCACUGCUAUCCUCAAAUCAAGCCCGUCUCACCAAAGGCCUUUAUCCCCCGCGUCAUGCCCAACCUUCUCCCUCAACUCCCUGGCCUCUUCCACACUCACACUUGAUCAGAAAGUAAAGCAAUCUUCACCCACACCUAGGAAAUCUCUCUCAAGUUGUUCCUUGACAGCUGGUUCAACAGAACAAGAAGAACACAAGGCGUCUGCAGAGACCCACCAAUCCUACCACCCCCCUUUCUUGUCCAAGUCUCCCCCACUUUCUCAGUUGUACCCCCUCUCUCCAGCAGCACCUGACAGUAGCAUCUAUGCUUCUAGGAAUGUAGGGAAAACACCAGAAGGUACACUGAGGAACAGCACAACACUACCCCAGUUACAGAGCGCCACAUUCGGUUUUGCUGAUGUCCCUUCUAUUACAUCGAGUUUAUCCCCGCUUUCUUCUUUGGAGGGCAGACAGGAUGGUGACCUCAGGGCUCCAGAAAGGAGCAGGAAUAUUUGCAAACACCCUUCUACCUUCUUAUCCUCCGCACCUCCUGCUAAUGAAAACACUGCCCUUUCCUCUCUAGAGAAAUGUUUCCACCCCUCCCCAGUCCUCUCGGAGCUGAUAGACAGAUCCCAAAGAGCCUGCUCUCAGCAACUAGCAGGCCAGGAACUGCGCCCUUCUGUUCUGCCCGCUCCUCCUGUCUCCCGUGCUGGCUCUACGCCUCAUGCCAACUUGGGACGCUCCAUUCUCCCGCCCGAGAGUUCACUUACCCAGGGACUCCAGCCUAGUCCUUCAGUACUGCACCCGAGUUGUGGCAGUGGCGCAAGAACUGGAACGCCUGAAAGCACAAUGUCCAACCACAGCUCACUUGUUCCAACCCCGUCACUUCCUGUCUCACUAACAAGAACCAAGGAGCUGAGCACACCUUGCGCAUUGUCCAUGUCAACAGGCCCUGAGAAUAAGAAGCCCAAGCAAUACAAGACCAAGUCAAGCUACAAGGCUUUUGCAGCAAUCCCUACAAACACAUUGCUCUUGGAACAGAAGGCACUAGAUGAACCAGCCAGGACUGAAAGCAACUCCAAGGCCAGCGUGUCAGACCUUCCAGUGGAGCAUUCUUCUGACUCUCCUUCACGGCUCUCACAGAAAAUGUUGGGUUCUGAAACAAUCAAAACUCCUUCAACUCAUCCAAGAGCAGCUGGUCGAGAAACCAAAUAUGCAAAUCUUUUAUCAACGUCCUCUACAGCGUCUGAGAGUCAACUGACUAAGCCUGGAGUAAUUCGCCCAGUACCUGUAAAAUCUAAACUGUUACUGAGAAAGGAGGAAGAAGUCUAUGAACCCAAUCCCUUCAGUAAAUACCUUGAAGACAACAGUGACCUAUUUUCUGAGCAGCUGGGCAUCUUUUCUGUGAAGCCGGAUCAUCCCAUGGUGGCAAUUCCUGAGCAUGACAUUCUUGAUUCUAAAGAGUAAUGAAUUUGGACCGGAAGUGAAAGGCAGUCUGCUGAAGAGCUUCGGAAUGCCGGUGCUAACCGGUGCUGGCUUCCACUCGUGCUGUUUUCAGAAUGAUGCUCUGUUGCUGAGCUCAGUCCAGCAGAAAGCGCCUGAAAGGUCUGCUGCAACCACAUAGCAUCAUCACACUCGCGAAACCCAGAGCAGGAUGGUAGACGAGUAGCUUCUUGCAUCGCCGUUCAAGCCUAUAAUGCCUUCUAUAAAGUUGACAGCAAU